This is a messenger RNA of Aspergillus mulundensis, 2415 nucleotides long. RefSeq lists its product as uncharacterized. The coding region runs from base 1 to 2415 and encodes 804 amino acids. The transcript has 3 exons. The record is from RefSeq and is a predicted model, not a curated record. NCBI's taxonomy places the organism in Eukaryota, Fungi, Ascomycota, Eurotiomycetes, Eurotiales, Aspergillaceae.
AUGACGACCUCGUUGAACCGUAUCCCAAUGCAGCAUUCGCCAACACAGAUACGCGACGCCGCAACGGCAGUCGCAAAUGCACUUUCCCCAAACACCAUAUACGCGGUUGUUGGCGGUGCUGCUUGCUGCGUCCUGGGUGAGAAUCGAACGACACAGGACGUCGACUUCGUUGUCUUGCGAGGCCAGGCUUUCGCCGCGCGACAGCUGCUGCGAGCAUCGGAUGAUUUCGACGUCGAACCCAGAACCAAGUAUACCACCUUCAAGGGCAUAAUGCCUGUUGACAUUGAGGUACUCGCACCUCCCACGAUGUUCAAAGAGGCGUUUGAUGAGAACACCGAAGUGGUCACUGUUGGGAACAUCAAGGUCCUUAAGCCUGCUUUGCUGCUCAACGCAAAAUGCCGUACAGUUGUGGAGCGCUCGACUGGUGACAAAAGGUCAUCCGAUGCCCAGGACAUAAUAUUCCUCUUACGGUACUGUGCUCAGCAUGCAGAGUACCUUCCAAAGGCUUCGGAGGUUCCCAAUGCGACCAAGCAGUUCGUCCAGGUGUUCAUCCAGAAAUAUCAGGGCCAGGAGUCUUGGGUUAGAGCUGGAUAUGACCUGGAAACCGCCAAUAUGCGCCCAUGCAAGAAUGAUCAUGCUGUAUAUGCCCGCGUCCUCGGGUCAGGUCCCGAUCAGCAACCUUCACUCGACAAUGAUGAAAGCUCGCCUGUUACAUGGGGAAUUGGAUGGCGAUGUCCAACUCUAAUGGUUGGUCUCCUUCUUUGCGGCGCCGGCCUGGCAACGGGCCAUCACUUCUACUACCGCAGCCUCGACAACACCCUCGUCAACUCAGCCGAUCAACAAGCGUGGGCGAUUCGAAUCGGCACUGCACUUGCUUUCUUAGUCAAGUCUUCCCUAGUGUCUGCCGUUGGGAUUGCAGCAGCACAGGAAAUAUGGGCCACUCUGCGCCGGAAGAGUGUGAAGCUCAGCGGGAUUGAUGGCAUGUUCGCCGUGCUAUCCAACCCAAUGUCUUUUUUCAUCCCCGACAUGUGGAUGUACGCGAAGACGCUCACUCUAUUGGCCAUAAUAUCUUGGCUCAUCCCGCUGACGGCUGUUGUAACGCCUUCGACCCUGGCCGUGCAUCUCGAAACGACCAACAGAACUAUCCAGUCACAAGUCCCUACUGUUAACUUUACCGAUGCCUUCUGGGAUGAUAUGGUAACAACUGCAGGAGCGGGAAGGAUCCGGUCACCCUCAGCGGCCAUCAGCCGCCUGUUCACAGCUACUUCCUCGUCUCUCGAGGUCGUUCCCGUCCCUGCACUUUUCCCAAACUCCUCUUACACUCUCGAGUUCUGGGGCCCGUCGUACAAGUGUCAGCGACUGAGCGAAGUUAUUGUACAGACACAGGGGUUGAAUUACUCUGAUGUCCUUGGGAAUCAAUACGACUCCUUUCAAGCACUGUGGGAUCAUGAGAUUGGGAACGUAACUCGACCAGUGCCAACUAUCAUCUCCUCCGGGGCUGUUCCUAGUGCCCUCAACAAUACUUUCUUUAUCUGGGCCUCUGGAGCAAACCUGCUGUGGAACGACAACGCCACACAACCAACCGAGCUCGUCUGUCAGCUCUGGAAUACCUCAUACGUGGUCGACAUGACCUUCACAAACAGCAUCCAGACCCUGACACCCAUAUCGGCCGAGCACGUGGCCCCGGCCAACUGGAGUCGAGAGGAGGGUUCUAACUCUCUGCUUAACAAGAACCUCCGAGCUCCUGAGGUCAACCCGGGUUUCUUCACGGUCCACUUGCUGUUCUCCGGCCUUAUCCAGGGCACCCUAUACGCCAGCGUCUCGAUGGAACUAACAGAGAACAAAACCUCCUCUUCCAUGACCCCAUUCACCACAAUGUCAAUCGUGCAGAGCGGUCUCUUCGCAUGUCCAGACAUGUGGAACACCAGUGCAUAUGUCUACGGCAAUGAUGAGACUACCUUGUGCCGCAACAGGACGCUAGCACGGGCAAUAGAAGACCUCUCGCACAAUUUCACCUACAGCCUCCUUAGUCUCAACGCCGGCAAUGACAGAGUCCCCAUGACUGUCUCAACCCCGCGCAACUUCUACAGCUACAGCAGAGCAAACCUGCUUAUAGCCUAUGCGGUCGCGCUGGGAGCCACUGUUGCAUGCGUUAUCGUUGGCUUUCUCGCAUUGCACGAGAAUGGCGUUUCCCAAAGCACCUCGUUCUCGAGUGUUCUGUUGACAACGCGGAAUCCCGAAUUGGAUCAGCUGGCCGUUGGCCACUGCUUGGGAGCCGAUCCUGUGGCAAAAGAGAUUGGCAACGUCCGGUUGCGAUUUGGAGAACUUCAAAACGAAGACCCUCGAUACAAGCAUGCGGCAUUCGGGACCAAGGGAUCGGUAACAGCUUUGACUAAAGGAGAGGAGUACUAUUAG